Aspergillus nidulans FGSC A4 is the source of this 1494-nucleotide messenger RNA. RefSeq lists its product as uncharacterized. The transcript is spliced from 3 exons. The record is from RefSeq and is a predicted model, not a curated record. The coding region runs from base 1 to 1494 and encodes 497 amino acids. NCBI's taxonomy places the organism in Eukaryota, Fungi, Ascomycota, Eurotiomycetes, Eurotiales, Aspergillaceae.
AUGCCGACUCGAUUACGCCUCAUAUAUCUGAUCGCGGGUGCCCUUGUCCUGUUCGCAUUCUUGCACCUUUUUCAGGGUCCCGAACUCAGCCCCACCUCUGCAUUUUUGCCACGGGAUACUGCCGGGAACAACACGUUAGGAUUUCAACAAAUCUUCGCCUUGUCACAACAUCCCUCAUGGCGGACGCGGGGCCUUGAUGCCGCAGCAAACCUCACGGGCCUUCAGAUCACGAUCCCCCCACAGCCACCAGUGGACGAUCGUCUGGUGGAAGCAUUUGCAAACAUCCAGGGCGACCCAUGGGACACCCAGCAUCCGUCGCCCGGGGCCAGCAAAGCUUGGCUCGCGCAUCUGGACUUGCUCAAGCACGUCUACCAAUCCGAGAUUGAGACGGCCCUCAUUCUGGAAGACGAUGUUGACUGGGACAUCGCUCUGCGGAAUCAGAUGAUGAACAUCUCAACGGCGGUGCGUAACCUGACCAGGGCCCCGGAAACGGACCGGUCGCCGUAUAGUCUUGAAUGGGACGUCCUCUGGCUCGGCCACUGUGGGGAACGGUGGGAUGAGUCGAUCGAGACGAUCGUAUUCAACGACACCCAUGUAUGCCCGCAUGAGGAUUACCGGGGCUUCUGGCCUGAUGAGAUUGCACUCCUCCCUGAUCUGAAGCGGACGGUAUACCGGUCAAACAGCCCAGUGUGUACGUUUGCGUACGCGGUCACGCACAAGGGCGCCAGGAGGAUCCUGGAGAGUCUGGGGGCUGGACAAGGAGAGGCGUUUGAUGUCCAGCUGCAGAUUGAAUGUCACAGUCAGCGCCUUACUUGCGUCUCGGUCGUACCGGAAGUCUUCCAUCAGUACUUCCCUCCUGCCCAGUUCGGCGUGAAGAGCGAUGUGGAUAUUGGUAAUAACAAGGGCGACGGGCCUGUCGAGGAAACUUUUGAAUCUGUCAUGGGCUCAACAGAGAACAUCCUACAUAGCGCUCGGUGUCGGGCGCUAUGGGGCAGUGACUCUUACUCCGUAUUGGAUCUACUCUGGAGUAUAUCAGCAAUAUCGAAGAGAUCUGGCUAUGAUGUCGAGCGGCGAUCUAUAACAAUUCGAUAUUGGGUUAUAACGCUGCCCAAGAAGGAUUCCAGUGAGAUGCCCAUCUUGCCCACUCGGACGACUUGUAUGAUGUCUUUCGAGCUCUUUCGACCCUCUAACCUGGCUUUGCUUUUCGCGAAUGUCUUUUCUCGGCCUCAGCCACAGAAAUUCGUCGUUCCAGCUUGCCGAAAUGAGAAUGCCACCGCUGUCACCCAGUACACGUCCGGCCGCGAUGGCUUCGACGCUCCCAAGGUUCACCCCAUCAACGCGACCACUUAUGACUGGUGGUGGUUUGAUGCCAUCCAGCAGCCGGUUCCCACGGAGGAUGGCGGGCAGUCCCAGGCUCAUAUCGUCAUCACCUUCUACAAUCUCGGCUCGGAGGUCUUGACAGAGCAGUUUCCCAAACGGCUUGCCGAGUGGUGA